Messenger RNA from Synchytrium microbalum, 1074 nucleotides. RefSeq lists its product as uncharacterized. Gene Ontology annotation, molecular function: 2-oxoglutarate-dependent dioxygenase activity. Gene Ontology annotation, cellular component: cytoplasm. The transcript has 8 exons. The record is from RefSeq and is a predicted model, not a curated record. The coding region runs from base 1 to 1074 and encodes 357 amino acids. Lineage: Eukaryota; Fungi; Chytridiomycota; Chytridiomycetes; Synchytriales; Synchytriaceae.
AUGGUGGUCCCAACAACUCAAGAUCGUGUCCAAGUCCACGUUCCUUCAGCAAGAAAAACAUUGGUUCAAACUGGUCCAAAAUCUCAAGGACUUGACUAUACUCCAGCUCGUGGUCUACGAGUACAGCCCAAGAAAUAUUCUGGCUCUUUGGAUCAGUUUGAGAGCUUCAAACCUACACCCAAUAUUGGACUUGAAUUCAAGGACUUGCAACUUGCUAACUUGAGUGACCGUCAGAUCGAGGACUUGAGCAUCUUGGUCUCUCAAUAUGGAGUCGUAUUCUUACGUGCUCAAAGCAUUACUGCUGAGCAGCAAUUGGAAUUUGGUCGCAAAAUUGCAACUCCCAAGGGAACGCUUCACGUUCACCCCUUGACUUUCAAGACUACUGGUUCCGCUCUUGAUGAAAUCAGUGUGAUUUCGAACGAGUUGCCUUCAAAGGAAUACUCUGAUGACGGGCCUGCAUCAGACGGAUGGCAUGCCGACAUCACUUUCGAAAAGACACCUUCCAACUAUGCAGCCCUGCAAAUUAAUGACGGUCCUGAAACUGGUGGUGAUACUCUGUUCAGUUCUGGCUAUGCUGCCUAUGACCGACUUUCAGCUCCAUUGAAGAAAUUCUUGGAAGGCUUGACUGCCAUUCAUAACGCCGACUUUUUCAAGAAUGUGGCUAGUGAACGUGGUUCUGAGAUUCGUACUGAUCGUGGCGCUGACAAUACUGGGUUUGACUUGACUGCUGUACAUCCCGUUGUUCGAACCAAUCCUGUGACUGGAUGGAAGUCACUCUUUGUCAACAAGGGCUUCACCAAGAAGAUUGUCGAGCUACGAAAGGAUGAAUCUGACGCCGUCUUGGCUUACUUGUUUAACCACAUUGCCGGUGGUCAUGACUUUAACGUUCGAUUCAAGUGGGGAACAGGUGAUAUCGCCAUCUGGGACAACCGAAGUGUCUUCCAUACUGCUACCAAGGACUUUGACCCAAGCAUUCUUCGUCGUGGUAACCGUGUGGUUCCUUUAGGAGAGAAGCCAUACUUUGACCCAUCGUCUUCAUCGAGGUCUGAAUCUAUCAGAGUCUCCAAGCUGUGA